This is a messenger RNA of Miscanthus lutarioriparius, 1143 nucleotides long. The record is from the annotation of a GenBank genome assembly. NCBI's taxonomy places the organism in Eukaryota, Viridiplantae, Streptophyta, Magnoliopsida, Poales, Poaceae.
AUGGCACUGACAGUGUUCGAGACCACCGAGCAGCAGCUCCUCCCGUGCCAGCAGGCCGUCGAGCAGGGCGCUGGCGCUGGCGGCAAGGCUGCCGCUGCUGGCGCCGAGAAGGCUGCUGCCGUCAUGCUCAAGGAGACGGACCACGGCGGCGACGACGACCGGCCGGCGGAGAGGGACGACAUAUGGAACAUGAUCCAGGCGCAGAAGCCGCCGCCCGCCGCGCCCAGGCAGGCGCAGGCGCAGGCGCCGUACGUGCACCCGCUCGUGCGCCGCUCGUCCAGCCUGCUGACGCAGAAGAGUCUGGAGAUCUGCACCGAGAGCCUCGGCUCGGAGACCGGCUCGGACGGCUUCUCCGACGCCGACGGCUCCGCCACCGACCGCUCGUGCCCGGGCUCCGACGACGAGAGCGGGGGGGAGGAGGUGGCCCCGCGCGCGGCCCCGCCCAGGGCGUUCCCGCCGCCGCUGCCGUCGCUGGCGCGGCGCAAGGUGGAGUCCACCAUGGAGAUGAGGCAGGAACGCCAGGACGGCCGCCUGCUCGUCAAGGUCGUCCCCGUGGCGUCGUCCACCCUGUUCCGCGCGCAGCGCCGCGGCGGGCGCCUGCUCCUGUCGUUCGCGGACACGGCCGCGCCCCCCGCCCCCGCCGCCUCGGACGAGGUGGACAGGACCCGCCCCCAGCCGGAGACCGAGCAGCAGCAGGCCGACGAGGAGGACGAGGAGGAUGAGGUCGAGGUCGUGGACAGGGGAACGGUCGUCGAGGUGAAGGUGAGCGCGCAGCCGCAGGCGCGCAGCGGGAGCGGCCCGCGGGUGCACCGCUCCGCGCUCGUCAUCAACAAGUUCGUGGGCGCCGAGCCGGUCACCUCCUGCGAGAUCGACGACAGCGCCACAGCCCCGAGGCGCUCCACUGGGUCCACCACCACAGCGGUCGCGGCCCUGGCAGCGGCCUCGGCGCUGAGCGCGACCGCCGCGCCGCCGAACAAUGGCGACGACGCCGUCCCCGGCGCCACGUGCGGCGAGAACAAACUCCUGAUGACGGCGAAGCGCCACAGCAGCAAGGAGGAGCUGAUGAAGCACAUGCGCCGGUGCAGCGGGCAGCUGAGCCCGUCGCUUUUCGUUUGGGAGGGGUGCAUCGCAACCUCCUCCUGA